CUGCGCCGUCAACAACGCUAAGCAAUCCCAAGAGAAAUGGAAAGGGUUUUUUUUCUUUUCUUUCCGAGAGCAGACUGCUAACAAGAGGUCAGAGGGGGAUUAUGUGAAAGAGAGACACGUGAAUUUCUUGAGACGGCAAGGGAGUAAGAAAGGAAAGGGGAAGCUGUGAAGAAAGGGACGGAGACACUGGUACAGGGAGACAAAAGUUGAGGAAAGUUUUUAAGGAGUCAUUUGGUGACCAUGGACCCAACGUGCUCUUCUGAGUGCAUUUAUAACCUCAUACCCAGAGCCCUGAAGGAGCCUCCCCAGCCUCCUAGGUACAUAUCAGUUUUUAGGACAGCUGUAAAAGAUGACACGCACAAAGUUAAAACUGCAAUGAAAACUAUGGGACCAGCAAAAGUUGAAGUACCUUCUCCAAAGGAUUUCCUAAAGAAACAUUCAAAGGAAAAAACUCUACCACCAAAAAAAAAGUUCGAUCGGAAUGAACCCAAAAAGCCUGCGGUACCAUUGAGAGGUGACCAUCCAGUCAUGGGAAUACAGAGCGGAAAAAAUUUUAUAAACACCAAUGCAGCUGAUGUCAUCAUGGGAGUGGCCAAAAAGCCUAAGCCAAUUUACGUCGACAAAAGAACUGGAGACAAGCAUGAUCUUGAAACCUCAGGACUACUUCCCAAGUACAUCAAUAAAAAGGAUUAUGGCGUCACACCUGAAUACAUAUGUAAGCGAAAUGAGGAAGUAAAGAAAGCCCAAGAAGAAUAUGAUUGUUAUAUCCAGGAAAAACUCCAGAAAGCUGCGAUGAAAAGGCUCUCCGAUGAAGAAAGGGAGGCAGUUCUGCGGGGGCUGAAAAAGAACUGGGAGGAAGUCCACAAGGAGUUCCAGUCCCUCUCCGUCUUCAUAGAUUCCAUCCCAAAGAAGAUCCGCAAGCAGAAGCUGGAGGAAGAAAUGAAGCAACUGGAACAUGACAUUGCUGUCAUCGAAAAGCACAAAAUUAUUUAUAUUGCCAAUAAGUAAUAAUGGAUUUUUAAAGUAUAAUAACUUUAAUGUAAGAACAAAACAUGGAAAAUAUAAAAAUAAAACUUAUGUUUUUUUAAAAGGAAAAUGCUAUGAGGAGAAUAAAAAAUGUCAUAAUCAAAAUGCUUAGGCAAUGUUUAAAGAAUAAUUGUUAUUUCCUUACACAAGAGAAAAUUUUGUUUUUACUAAUGUUAUGUUUUCCACAUCUAAACUGUUAAAGUCUGGGGUUCCAUGUUCCAGUUCUAUAAUGUCAUUCAUUAUUAUUUUGUGCUUGUUUCACAUUAACGUUAAUUUCUGGGCUCUGAAAAAAUAAAGUCAGGACUCAGAACUUCAGAGUUUUUCUGCACUAUAUGAUACAAAGAGCACAACUUUAAAAACUGUUAAGUAUUUAGAAUUGGAAAUAGUAGCAUAUGCUUUCUUGUUACUCUGCAGUGUUUCCUACAGGUUGUUUCUGAGCUCCACAGAUUUAAAAGAUACAUUUUCCAGUGGCCUAUGAUACUUGCAGUUAUUCCUAACAAUAAAUAUUUCCGGUACUUAUAACACUAUAUAUAUUUGGAGGAAGAAAAAUUACAGAAGACAACUUACAAAAUCAAGAGGACAACUUAUAAAAGGCAUCAUUGAAGGUGAGUGAUUAAAGAGAAUAACCUCCUUCCUGGUAUAUCAAUGUUUAAAACCUUUGAUACUCAUUCCAUAAUUUGCUAUGUGUAUUUUACUAAAGUGAGUUAUUUUUGUCUUUUUGGUCCUUAUCUAUUUUGUGAAUUCUAAAGUUACUGUUUGUAAGAUUACAUAAUUUAUUAAGCAAUAAGUUUAUGUAAGUAGAGCUGUUUUCAACUCACAAUAAGAAAAAAAAUCUAUAAAUAUCUAAGAGAAGAAGAUAUGAAAUUUUAGAUUAAGGAAAUUUGAUAAAAUAUAAGCAAACUACAAAAUAUCAGAGAAAUAACAAUUUCUAUUGCUUAACACUUAUUUUUAUCAUCUAGACAACACAGGAAAAGAAUGACAAUUUUUUCAAACUUUUUCACAAACAGAAUUUGAGAGCAUUGUAGAAAAGCUUACUUUUAGUUAAUUAAAGAAAAAUGUUUAGGUACAAUUAUUUUUUGAAAAUUUGCUUUAACCUUUUUCCACAUCUCUUUAUGAGCCCUCCUUCUUUACUCCUUUGUUAACUUAGGGCAGAUAUAAAAUAAAGGAUAGUAUUGAUAAAUUCUUGCUUAUCCAGAAUGGGUGGUUACUGUUUAGGGGAGGCUAACAGCUGUGACAA
Lemur catta (Ring-tailed lemur) is the source of this 2263-nucleotide messenger RNA. RefSeq names its product enkurin, TRPC channel interacting protein (gene ENKUR). Gene Ontology annotation, cellular component: acrosomal vesicle. Gene Ontology annotation, molecular function: calmodulin binding. The coding region runs from base 241 to 1008 and encodes 255 amino acids. The record is from RefSeq and is a predicted model, not a curated record. Lineage: Eukaryota; Metazoa; Chordata; Mammalia; Primates; Lemuridae. The transcript is spliced from 5 exons.